Danio aesculapii is the source of this 4327-nucleotide messenger RNA. RefSeq names its product prion protein, related sequence 3 (gene prnprs3). NCBI's taxonomy places the organism in Eukaryota, Metazoa, Chordata, Actinopteri, Cypriniformes, Danionidae. The record is from RefSeq and is a predicted model, not a curated record. Gene Ontology annotation, cellular component: membrane. Gene Ontology annotation, biological process: protein homooligomerization. The coding region runs from base 99 to 1805 and encodes 568 amino acids. The transcript has 2 exons.
UGAGCGCGCACGGCUGUGGAAACUUCAUCGUCACUAACGGCGUCGCGCAUCCAAGGGACAACAAUCGCCCAAGAGGACUCGCUUAAAUCAGCCCGAAGAUGGGUCGCUUAACAAUACUAUUGCUCUGCCUAGUUCUUGUGGUGUCAGUUGUGGCCAAACGCGGGGGUGGAUCCAAAGGUGGAUUUGGCUGGGGUAAAACUAGUAGUAGCUCAAACAAAGGUGGAAGCAGCACAGGAAACAAAGGUGGCAGCAGCAGUAGCAGUAGUAGCAGCAGCAGCAGUAAAGGCACCUCAUCACAUGGGACACACUCGUCCCCUGGAAACUAUCCUCGCCAACCUCAAGUACCAAACCAGAAUCCACCUCCCUACCCUGGUGCUGGAGGUGGGUACCCUGGUCAAGGAAGAUAUCCACCAGCAGGCUCUAACCCAGGUCAAGGAUACCCUAACCAAGGCAACUACCCAGGACGCGCUGGAUACCCUAACCAAGGUGGGUACCCAGCACAAGGUGGAUACCCAGCCCAAGGCGGCUAUCCUGUGCAAGGUGGUUACCCAGCACAAGGUGGAUACCCAGCUCAAGGUGGAUAUCCAGCUCAAGGUGGAUAUCCACAAGGUAAUUACCCAGGACGAAGUGGUUACCCAGGACAAGGUGGUUACCCAGCACAAGGUAGCUAUCCAGGGGGAGGAUCAUAUCCUGGAGCUGGAGCAGGAUCGUACCCCAACAGGUACCCUGGUGGAAACCCCUACCCAGUUGGUGGCUCCUAUCCAGGUUAUCCAGUCCGAGGAGGCUCCAGUCCUAACCAGUUUGGUGGGGGUGUUGCAGGAGCAGGCGGAUAUCCUGGAGCGGCACAGUAUCCUAACUGGAACCCCAACAAUAAAAUCAUGAGCCCAGCCUAUGGUGGCAACUAUGGGGGUUAUGGAUAUGGUGGCAGAUCACCAUUCGCCCAGUCAGUGCAGGGCAUGGGUAUGGCCCCUUCUUACAAAUCAAAGGGAUUCGGCAAGCAAGCUAUUGUAGCUGCUGGGGCUGGGGCUGUGGCUGGUAUGGCUCUAGGAUAUGGCCUCGGAAGUUUCCCCCGCCCACGUUUCCACUUUCACAGCCCGCAGGAGGAAUACUACUAUAAUCACUACAUGUACAGACGCUACGGCCAGACUCCACCUGAUGGUAACAUGAACGGGAACACUAACUCUCAUGGCAGCAUUCCUGGUGAUGCAGGAUCGGCCUCUGCGGGACAAGGAAAUCUUAACCCUCAUGAAAUCUUCCAAAAUCCUCCUCCUGAGUCCUAUGACAAGUAUAUGGACAAGUGUAUCAAGAGGACAGAUUUGCUCAGAGAGAAAUCUGAAGGAAGAUCGAGGAGAUCUGUUGAACUCUUUGAGCCUCAGGCAGUAGAAGUAGGCAAUGAUCCGAGUGAAAAUCAAGAAAAUGGUACAAACAACAACAGCACUUCUGAAAGAACCAAUUCUGCAGCUAGUACAGAUGAUUCUGUAACCACAAACCCACCAGAAACACCCAGUCAACCUCAAAAGCAGACUCAAGAAAGAGCAGCAGAAGCCGAUGAUGGUGACGACGACACUGUUAGCAUUAUGGAGAUUGGCUAUCCUAUGCUAAUUGAGCAAAUGAAAGCUCGACGUUGUGUUGAGCUGUACAUGGUCCUUGCAGAAGAACAUGCAAAAAAACAGGCACAAGUUCAAGCUAAGAUGGGGGACGAACCCAGAAGUGGUAGUGGCAACCUUCCAGGACCCAUAAGCCACGGAGGCAUGUUACUUAUCACUAGCAUCCUGUCUCUUAUCUUCAGUUUCCUUCUACACUGACAUUCUCAAAUAGAUGACGCAUAAAACCAUUUCAUCAUGGCAAAGAGACAGAUGAGUGAACCAAUCACGCCUAUGUUACCUAACAAAUUUAUCUUGGAUUUUGGGCAAGGGUAUUUUUCAAAGACUACUUGAAGAUUCAACAAAAGUACUGACAUUUCUCACAAUCACUUUUGUUCAGUAACGUUACUAAAUUGCAACAUGAGCCACCUAACAAUUUCACAUCAGCCUGUACUUGGAAGCAAUAUAUUAUAAUAUUUUAUUCCCCAGCAAAGUUCACUUUCCAUCACUGCCACCUUUCUUGCAUGUAGUUUGGUGAACUUUACUUUGGCUUCCAAGACAGCAUGCUGCAUGAACAUUUCAUUAUCUCCAGGUUUUUUGCAUGGCAUUGGCAUUUGACUAAUCAUUUUCUGCUUGCAACAGUAAAUGAAUCAAAACAUUUUAAUGACAUAAAAAAGAAUUGUUGAAUUUUCCUAAUGGCUCUCCGACUUACUUAGUUUAGUACUUACUGAAACAUUUGUGUUGUAGUGUUUAUUUUCCAUUAUUUGGACUGUUAUCAGAAUUAGCUGAGCUAUUUAUUGUUGUAUUAAUGGUAUAAUUUUGACCAUUUUAAUGUUUGUUAAAUGUCCUCCACUGUUGGUUUUCCUAUUUUAUUUCCUAAUGGCACUUCAUAGAGAAUUCAUUUUUUUGUUUUACUCAGCUCUUUACUUUGAAGUAGACUUGAAAUAGACUGGCCAUUUAAUUCUCUGCAGUGAAAAUACUGCAUUUUUAGAACUAAUGGCCCGUUUCCACUGAGUGGUACGAUACGGUAACGAUACGGUACCUGUCGGUACGGGUCACCUUUAUCCAGCUUGCGUUUCCACUGCCAAAAGGGUACCAAUUUGGUGGGCAUGGUGUACGACAGAAAGUUGCAGUCGACGUCACUGUUGCUCGAGGAAAUGCCAAAGUAUAGCUGUACGGGUCAUUCACAUAUCAAAUGAGAGGCAUUUCUCACAAAACAGACGCUUUAUACACAUAAAUACUUGUGUAUAAAUGUUCAUUACUAACUUUACUAUGAACAGGAUUUGAUUAUAACUGCAGAUCAAUGAUAGUUCGAAAUAGCCUACUGUAACAUCUGCAAUUAUAUAAAGUAAAUAAAUGCAACACAUAUGAACACAUACAGACCCUUACUGUCUCCAAUAUGUUACCAAUUACAGAAAAACUACACACAGCAUGCAUUUAGUCCUUAUUUGGGUUUAAAAACAACACGCAACAUAUAGCCCACAGUCAGUGCAAACCUCUCAUCUGUAUCUUUAAUCUUCAGCAGCACAUGUAACCUCUGUUAGAGAGUAAUUCCGUCAUUCCGAGUUCAUAAUAGUCCAAAGGUGAUGAUAAUAGUUAAACAUGGCAGUUCGUUCAUGGUUUAGGUUGCUGAAAGAAUCAUUUGCUCAUUUUUCCGGCUUCUCCUUCGUUUUUUUCGCGGUUCACUCUUGCGUUUGUCCAUUUCUGAAAAGAUCGGAUGUCAGAAGCACUCCAAUAAUCAUGCGCACAUUAUUUUCAUCCGCUCAAGAAGUUCGUUGUUUCAAAUAUAGACAUGCGGCAAGCUCUCUCGAGAAAGUAUAACCACUCGCGCUUUAGACGGCCUUGUAAACAACGACAGGGUAGAUUCUGCUCUUUUUCUUGGCUUUGUGGCUGUUCAUUGGGACGACGAAAAGGUUUGCUUAAGCUCGGGUCGACUGUGGCUUGUUAUUAUAUAUUAUUAUGGUGUAAUAAUCUGUCUCGGCUGUGUAUUUAAAAAUGGCGCUUCCUUUGUUUUCAUUCUGCUGGCUUGUGUAUCUUGUGUACGAGUGGCGUAUCUCUGUAAACCAAUAGCGUUAAGCUGCGCGUCUUACUCCGCCUUUUUGUUGUGCCUUUCGAUAGGGUACCUAAAAGUGGUACGCUACAGUUUGCUUUGCUUUUGGUACCAUUUGACAGUGGAAACGGCCAUAAAAGCGUACCAAACCGUACCGUACCACUUAGUGGAAACGGGCCAUAAAACAAUCCACAUCUGGAUCUUGUGUUUCUUUCAUUCCACUAUUUUUGGUUUGUCUCCACAUUUUAAACGCUUUCUGUGUGAAUGACUCUCUAGUGAAUGUACACUGUAAGGUUUGAACUCGAUAUAUAUAUAUAUAAUAAUAUCCCAGUGUGUCAAUUCAUAUCAUAUGUAUGCAUGUGUGCUGAUAUAGAGAAACGCUCAUGCAGCUCACCCCCAUUUCUCACCGGAAUAAAACUAUUUUAUAUAAAGUUAGAUCUUUAUAACUAGCUUGGGUGCUGUGGUUUCCUUGAACAUUACUGCUGAACAUUCAAGUAGAUUAACAAACCAGCUUGGCACUUUGCUAAAUCAUUGACCUAGAGAGACUUUGGCAACCAAUGGAUGAUCAGCAGAAGGCAAUGUAUAACGCCUUAUUGUUCGCAUAUGUAAUAAUGUUAUGCCUUUGACAUGUUGUGAAUGUUCAUGUGUGUAUAAUGUUACCAUCACUGGGAUUAAAGUGAUUAAAUGCACCUUA